Molecule: messenger RNA, 1599 nt
Organism: Paramacrobiotus metropolitanus
Lineage: Eukaryota; Metazoa; Tardigrada; Eutardigrada; Parachela; Macrobiotidae
Product: spastin-like
Exons: 7
Coding region: 311-1432 (373 amino acids)
Molecular function (GO): ATP binding; ATP hydrolysis activity
Source: RefSeq, a predicted model, not a curated record
GCUUUCCGUGUCCUGGUUGAACGACAAUCAGGUUCUCGGUAAAGGCAAACAGUAAAUCCACGUAGCGUAUUUAUCACAAUCGUACUCCAUCCUGUCUUCGAAUCCCAUCUCUCUCCUACGGAUUAAUUCGAUCUCCUGUGAAUCCUGUGAUGAAGAUGGUUCAAUAGUUGUAUUACAAAAACAUAUUUUGUUGUGAAGGUUUGGUUGGUCCUUGGAUCGCCGUCGUGCAUUAUGCCGCCGGCCGCUGCCCACAAUCGGACGAUUAACUGCACAUCCCAAUCUGCCGAGUGUAUGGUCCGUUCUGCCGCCAAUGUUGCUGGUAAUUCUAGGACGAGUUUAUUAUGCUUCCUCUUCCUCAGUGAUGGCUCCCAGAAAGCGUCCCGCCAGUCCCGGCUCACCGGUCACCCAGAGCGGUGAUGGUCCCGCUGUGAAACCGGCCCGUCGUGUUCCCUCUAAUUAUCGCCGUAUCAACAAAGCGGCGUUGCGAGCGCGCCUUGUCGCCAACUUCCAUGUGGAAGGCAGCAUUGUUGACCUGGUUUUAUCUUCUAUUCUGGACACACCGCCACAAGUGACCUUUGAUGAUGUCGUCGGCCAGGAGCAGGCCGUGAAGCUCCUGCGCGAACGCGUUGUAUAUCCGGCUUUAAAUCCUACAUUAUUCAACGGACAGAAAUUCUUGCGUCCUCCGCGCGGCGUUCUCCUGUUCGGUCCCACCGGCAACGGGAAGACGUUACUAGCGAAAGCUUGCGCCGCACAGACCAAUUAUAAUUUCAUGAAUUUAACCGCUUCGGUGUUGGUGUCGAAAUGGGUUGGCGACAGCGAGAAGAUCAUUAAGAUCCUGUUCGAAUGCGCCCGGGAUAUACAGCCGUGUAUAAUCUUUAUCGACGAAAUUGACGCCGUGUUAUCGCAGCGAACACACCUGGAGCGGGAUGAUACGCGGCGAUUUAAGAAUGAAUUCCUCACCCAGUUUGACGGGCUUAUGUGCAAUCAUGAAGAGCGGAUUAUGGUGCUGGGCGCCACGAAUCUCCCUCAAGGAAUCGAUACAGCAGCUUUAAGAAGGUUUGAUUUGCGCAUAUUUUUGGGGCCGCCGGAUUGUGGAGCACGGGAGGUGCUACUGCGGCGGAUAUUGCGCGAAGUCCGCCACAAUCUAUCGGAUGCGGAAGUUCGCCAUAUUGCCAAGAUCAGUCAGCAAUAUUCGGCCAGUGAUCUGGGUGUGAUUGUGAGGAAUGCCGCAUGGUUGCCGUUAGGCACGAUUGAUCCCACACGGAUACCCAAGUUAAAAGAAGCCGAGAUUCCGUUGAUUGGCAUCCGCGACUUCCAGCGCGUAAUGGAGCAUUUUGUACCGUCAGGCUAUCAGUCGGAUUUGAAGCUCAUCGAGCAGUGGACACAGCAACACCGGCGACAGCCGUUUCGACAGUGUACCACUAAUAAGUGAUAGUACCAUGUCAUACGUAUGGACAUGCUUGUUUUGAUUGUCUAAGCGUCCGUUUCCCUCCGAAAUGCUGUACAGCCGAUCCACGUGAUUAUCCAGAUUCAGAUUUUAUGUUGAAUUCGUAACUCCUUGUGUGGUGGCAUAAUGAUUACCUGUCAUGUUUCGAUGAA